CUCGAACUCAACCAACCACCACGUCGUCCGCACUUUCAUUGACUUUUUUUUUGCUCUGUGAAUUGCAAACCCGACAACUAUCGCAGCCUUCUCAUUGAAUAUCGAGUACUCGCGAGUCUUUUGAAUACAUACCUCUCCAAGCUAUUUAUCGAUCUUGCUAAAGCACCCAUGCGUGAACGACGAAAAGCUGUUCUUCAAGAUAAGACACCGGGUAACACGCCCCAGAGAGUCAAGGUUCACAAGACUCCGAAGGAGGCUCAUGGCAGCAGUACUAUUCCUCGCAAACCGCUGGGCGAGCUCCCACUACCCGUGGAAGCUACUCCGUACGUCACAGACGAGGCAGUUCUUCAAGACAGGACACCUGGCAGCACGCCCCGGCCAGUCAAGGCCUAUAAGACUACGAAGGAGGCUCAUGACAGCAGUAUUGUUCCUCGCAAACCACUGGGCGAGCUCCCACUACCUGUGGAGGCUACUUCGUACGUCACAGACGAGAAUGGCAAUCCCCAUCUUGUCCCUCCGUCUCCAAGACCCGUCCAUGUGCAUGACGUUUACGCACCUUCCGACUCUGGGUCUGAAUUUGACGCGACGGCAAGCCCGUCCCCGGUCAAGUUCCGCAAGCCAUUGAGCUCGCUCAAACUGCCGUCCGGCGUGCCAUUGUAUGGCCGCGGCGAGAGUAAGACCCCAUCUUUCGUCCCGCCAACCCCGAAGCCCGUGCAUGUGCGCACGCUGCUGGAACCUGCCAACACGGAGGAUGUACCGGAAAGCCCGACACCUGUCAUGUCAAGUGCUACGCCCCUACUAGCACAGUCCACUCCGCUUGGCUUCAGACGCCGCAGACCCAGGCUGCCGCUGCACAAGAUGCCCAUUCGCAUUCCAGAGCAGCAUCAGCCGGCGGUAGCCAGCGCUUCACGCGCAAGGUUCGAGCGAGAGCGCUCGCCUCUUCCUCCUUCCUCUCCGUUUAUGGCGCCGUCUGCAAGGGGCCGUGGUGCGUUGGUGGAAAUUCAUGCAAGUUAUAGCGUUGCUAUCGAGGAGCGCGAGAACGAUGAUGAUGAGGAGGAAAUCGAGGACAAGGAGAACGCGGAGUCGGGCAUACCAACCGGCGCCUUUUACACAGAAAGGCCGCCAGGGUCAAACGAGGACGAUCCAUUCGGGUUCCUCGCAGCAGAGAGAAAGCUGAAGGCGCUGCGCGGAUUCAAUGCGAAAGGCAAAGGGAAGGCGCCUGUGGUGCCUCUUCGCGCGCCGCUUGGGACGCUUGCCACUGCAUUGCCUUCUCCGUCACCCUCUAUAGCAAGUUCAGACUCCGUGCAGGUUCCCGAGCCUGAGCCCGAUGCUCAGCGGUGGCUCUACCACAAUUCCGAUAUCGACGAUCUGUAUAUCGACAGUCCUCGUCCCAAUCGAGCUGGGCCGUCCAGACAGGCUACGCGUGACAGUCCUGAAGAAGAGCAAGAAGUGGAGGAUAUGGAUGAAAACCGAGUGCAAGAGCGAGCAGAAAGGUCACCUGAGGAACCAGAGGAGGAAUACGAUGAGGAGUACGAAGACAAGGAGAACGUCGCUUCGGUGCCAUUCCCAUACCCCACUGGAGAUGUCACCCCGACGCCCAUACGCAAGCCGCCUCCUACACCGCACAAGCCCAAGACCGCACAUAAGCGCUCGCCGCUGCCGUCUCCCGGCUUUGAGUCCUCGAGCUCCAAUGUCGGCGAGCCGUCGCCUACUACGGUGGCUCUGCGCGCUCGCUCCAGGAGCAGGAGCCCUGAGAGCGAUCGUCAUCUGUCACUUUCUCCUAGUGCGGCGGCGUCUGCGAGGCGUACGAGCGCGCGGAUGGCUCAUGAGAGGGCUUUGCGGCCUUCUUUGGACGCUGUGCCGCCCGCUUUAGACGUGCAUGAGCAGAGCGACAAGGAGGACAGUGAGGAUGAUCAGGAGAGCGUGCUGGCUGAGCGGAUAAAGGAGCACGAGCGCACCCGGAAGAGGCCUCGUGGAAAGAAGGAGGAGGAGGAGGAUCCCAUGGCUGUGGCACGGAAUCUGGAGAGACUGCUUCCGAAACGAUCCGCCAAACGCGUCGCUCGUAGUGCGACUGGAUCUGCGCCUGCUCGUGGACGUGGCCGUGGGCGCGGGCGCGGUCAGGGACGUGGACGUGGCAGGGUUGCGAGUAAAGUGCAGGCUACAAAGGAGGAGAGCGAGGGAGAGGGAGAGAAUAGCAGCGAAGGCGAGGAUAGCUCGCCUCCCAAGAGGACAACUCGCGCUUCAACUAGGGGUCAAGGUGCGACCCGCACAAGAGGACGUGGGCGUGGGCGAGGGCGUGGACGCGGAGUUGCAUCCGCAUCCGCUGCAGCCGAAAGCAGUCGCACAAGUACACGGGUAACUCGCUCCGCUGCGGCCAAGAAGCAGGACACGAAGGGCAAGAAACGAGCGAGGGAUCAUGACGACGACGACGUUGACACGGACGAGCGCGAGGAGCGUACCCGUGCUAGAGAAGCUCGCAUUGAUUAUUUCCGCGAGCUCGACGAGGAUUAUAGCUUGGAAAAGGAGGACGUUUUCUUGAUUUGAGCAUGCUUUCGGCGCGUCGGUGUGUACGAAUACUUCAACAUGAUACUCUCCUUUCCUUCUUUUCCGUGAUCUCCCCUCCCCGCCCAAUUUGCGUUACUGAUGAGUACUAUGUUUGAGACAACUAUGAAUUCACGACCGACUAUGUAACUGUGACCAAAUAGCCCGUGUAUGAUAACACAUGACACUGAUAAUAUUCCAUCUGUCGAUAACUGAGC
Molecule: messenger RNA, 2759 nt
Organism: Laetiporus sulphureus 93-53
Lineage: Eukaryota; Fungi; Basidiomycota; Agaricomycetes; Polyporales; Laetiporaceae
Exons: 3
Coding region: 169-2544 (791 amino acids)
Source: RefSeq, a predicted model, not a curated record